CACCGAGGCCCCAAACUUCAAGAACAUUCAUCACUCAUCAUGUCCCACGCUUCAGUGCAUCUCUUCAACGAAGACAGCGACAACAUAAACCUCGGAGUUAUCAGUGUGGGUCUAGACUCGGGAAUAUGCAGACUUCCGAGCUGACCUGAAGUUCAAACGCCGAAAUCUCAAAACAUAAAGCAAAACGCCCGCGCUCCAACACCUCCGUGAACCCUGAUCGUCCACCCCAUUGUAGGCUACAAUAGACGCCCCUCCUUUAAUGGAUCCUUCUGCUUCGGGUAGCGAGCCACAAACGGCGGGAGACACCGGAGGCCGUCCCCUUAAAGCCAACAAGGCCAACAAGGCAUGUGUGCCCUGCCGUGCACGCAAGGUUAAGUGCGAUGCCGCCGUGACUGGUCUCCCCUGCAGCAGCUGUACGAGCAGACGGGGUGCCAAGGACUGUGUACUGCCGGUCCGUAAAGGCCGGACCAGGAAAGUGAUACAUGCUUCACCAACUCCUAGCUAUAUUGCAGGCAUCUCGGCUACAUCCAGUGGAAGCAAGUUAGAAAAUCUCAGUCAAUAUAAUCAAUCAAAUCAAUCAAAGCCGCCUACUAGUUCCAAUUCCCUAGACUGCCAAAGCCCACGUCAGGCUGAGCCAGACCUGCUCUACCUCAAUAUCCUGAAUGACGCCGUGAAAGAAAGUCCAGAGUCCAGUGGACACCACAACGCUUCCAGCACCCCCUACCGUAUAGCAUCGGAAGCUAGUUCUACUCUGCGGAACUUUCCACGGACCGAGCUUCCCCAACUAGACAACAUUGACAAUGAGUAUCUUCUCAAGAAGGGUGUCUUUGAUCUACCUCCUUCACGCCACUUAGAUACCCUCAUCAAGACAUACUUCGACCACGUUCACCCUUUUGCUCCCGUGCUCAAUAGAGCUGAUUUCGUUCGAGGGUAUCAAUCCGGCAGCUACUCGCUGUUCCUGCUCCACGCCAUAUUAACACCAGCCAGCCUCCAUGUGCCAGCAGAUGUGCUAUCUGCUUGCGGCUUUGCCAACCGUUCAGUCGCGCAAGAGUCGUUCUUCUCCAAGGCUAAGCUGCUCCACGACUUUACUGCUGAAGGUGACCUGUUGUUGAUGCUGCAGGGUUCCAUCAUCUUGUGCAUGGUGAUUCUCGACCACCCCACGGACCGAGACUUUGGCUAUUGGUUCCACAACGCAAUUCGUCUUGCCACAAAACUUGACCUAUGCAACACGUGUGUUCAAGAAGACAAACCUCGCAAAGUCUUAAAGUUAUACAGAAGAAUCUGGUGGGCUCUUUACUCUUUAGACAUUUUCCAUGUCUUUAUCAAUACCAGACGCUCACGACUACUAGAAAACACCUCCGUCAUCAUGCCUAGGACGGAAGAUGACUGGGAACCGGAGGAUGCCUCGGGAGCGUCGUCCGGCUUACUAUCUGCGGUAACGCCCCAGCAAAAGGCCUCCCCUGUUGUCCACUGCGAGUUGGCUCAAAUAUUCGGACAGUGUUUGUCCAUUGUGACCAACAAGCCACAACAGGAUCCUCGCCAAAUGAUGCACCCACUCGAUACAUGGCGCACAUCUCUCGCUACUAAAAUGCACGUGGUUGGGAAUACUGGAAUUGACGUGUACUAUCUGAAUAUCCAAGCCUUAAGCUACAGGUUUGAGUGCGUCUUGUGUCGUUUGAUACGACGGCAGUCCCGACAUGCGGACUGGAACGAGUGGGCCAAGCAGCGACUUCGGUCCGCUAUUCUGGAGUUGGACACGAUUGCUAUGAGGGUGUUGGCUGGUGGUACCCUCCAGGACUUUCCCUCAUCUUUCGUAACCACAAUAACUGCGCUGCUUGCUAUACAUAUCGAAUCGGCACUCGAUCCAGCAGAGACAGACCUCGUCCGUUCUAUGGCUCGGAUAUCUAUCAGCCAUACAAUGCUUGUUCUCACCCAGGGAAAAGAUAUACCCGUCCUGAAGAGAGCGCUGCCGAUAUUUGAGAAGAUUCUUGCCAAGCAAAAUCUGUACUUCGUUCCGCCUGAUAAUCAAGUUUCUGCGCAGUCACAGCCACAAGACAGCAGCAUGGUGGAUGCAUACGCUUUGCCCCAUACACAGACCAGCGUAGUCUCGUCUCAACCGGAGCAGUAUGAGAACAAUCCGUCGCUCGAUAUGGAUUUCCUAGGUUUUGAUUUCCUGGACGAGUGGCAGAUUGGACAACUGGAUUUUACUGGUCGAUACUGACAUGGGUUUCCCAAGAACAGGCAACAUAAGGCACAAGCAUUAUUUGGGGCAAUUUAACAGUAUUGGAAUCUAUUAAAACAUAAAACUUG
Molecule: messenger RNA, 2310 nt
Organism: Mollisia scopiformis
Lineage: Eukaryota; Fungi; Ascomycota; Leotiomycetes; Helotiales; Mollisiaceae
Exons: 8
Coding region: 260-2221 (653 amino acids)
Biological process (GO): regulation of DNA-templated transcription; DNA-templated transcription
Molecular function (GO): DNA-binding transcription factor activity, RNA polymerase II-specific; DNA binding; zinc ion binding
Source: RefSeq, a predicted model, not a curated record